Somion occarium is the source of this 1495-nucleotide messenger RNA. Lineage: Eukaryota; Fungi; Basidiomycota; Agaricomycetes; Polyporales; Cerrenaceae. The record is from the annotation of a GenBank genome assembly.
GAACGUUCCACGUUGUUUGUCCCUGUAUGGUCUAUGUUGAGUUGCAUAUCAUUGUCAACUUUCUGAUAUCCCCCUCUCUCUUCACGUCCCUGUUCAAAUUCAGGCUUACUCUGUUCUACGUUCUCACAUCCUACCUUCUCGUAAAUAAUCUCUCGGCGGGUCCGGCAUUUAUUAGAUUUGUACUAUUUAAACCAGCUUUAUCUGAAACAUAAUGCCAACCUCACUACGCGCCCUCGUCGUUCUCGCCGCCUUGUCGCUCGUUUCGAACAGUCAAGCCCGCCCAGCGGAAUACAAUCCUGUCGGCUCUGACUUGUCCCCUUCUAUCCCGGGCCCGGCCUUACCUAUGGAACCCGCUUCUCUACUGGGACGCUCAUACACCCACCAAAAACGCGAUCCAUUGAUCAUCAUGGACCCCGCUCUCAACAAAGGCAUGGUGACACCGGUGCCUUCGACUCAUCCUCCACCCUCUUCACAUAAGUCAACAACGAAGAAAAAGGUCAAGACUAGACAGUUGCCUAUACCCUCUGCACAGGAUCUCUCAGGGCUCACGGAUCUCGCUUCGAACCACCGUCGAGGCGAAACUCAUCCUGUGAACUAUUUGUCGAACGUUGAGGCCGUACCUCCGCCGAGGCCUGAAUCACCCGCACCCACAUCCGAGCCUAUACCUGAACCAGUUGAUCCCCAAUUCCCGGAGGAACAUUACCGACCCUACAGGGUGAAGGAGGCCGAGUCCAAGGAGAAGGCGAAGGAGAAGAGCAAGAAAAAGGAAGAAGAAAAGAAGCAUGAGGGGAAGAGCGAGUCGAAGUGGAAGUCGAAGGACGAGAAAAAGAAGGGAAAGGAUCAUUGACGACGUCGCCAGGUACUGGUGAUUUUCCGUUCACAUGGAGCCUGUAGUGUACUUUUGUACGAACUCGGAUGAUUAAAGUUGGUUGGAAAAUCAACAUGUUCCAUCCAUGCCUUCGGGUACAUUGAUUGAACCUCCAAGAGCCCCCAUCUCAGCUAAAGUAUUAGAGAAUAGGUCAUCGAACCCUUGUUGUAAGCCAAGUCUCUCCAAAAGGAUAUCGUAGGUCUCUCCGCUCGUGUCCAGCUUCUCCAGCCACUCUUCCAAUUUCGCCGUUCCGGAUAUAAGAAGACUCCUCAACCGUGUGCGUUCUGUCUGGCUCAUAGGGGUAGACCGGACAGUCGAUUGACCAUCCUCCGAGGUAUCGACUAUGAUAUCACGACCGGUGCCUUCCUCAGGAUCCCACGUUUGUGAGCGUAAAACGGCUAGCCAGCCUCGAUCAAGGUCGUUCAGCCAGUCAAGAAGUUGAGAUAGAAUCUGAACAUCAGGCUUGUAACCUGGGAUAGAUUCCAUUGCGUCUCCUGACAAGCGGAGCAGAAAUGUAGUGCGUAAGGAUGUGGACGGAUCUAUGGGCGGUAUUUGGAGAAUGAACGAGAGUAACUUAUGGGUCUCUGUCAGAUAUGAGGGGAGACUUUGUAGCGACGAAGAAGGGUC